UCGAUACAACACAUCACGCCUUGUUUCACGAGUGUAUUCUUCAACUAAUAGUUCCUGUUCAAUUGACGACAUCCAAUCUCACGACUCAAUAUUUAUGAAGUUCGAGUACGAUGAGCUCGCUCAGCCUGAUCGCGAGAUCCGCGUAGCUGUCCUAGAGCCAGGCUCCUUCGAAGAUCCGAUCGUCGUACGAUUCAUUCUGCGAAUACUCGAGGACGAUGCGCCCGUCUACCAAGCCCUUUCAUACGUCUGGGGCUCGAACGACAACCCCUCACAUGUUUAUGUGAAGGCACCAAGACACUCGGGAACCGUCUCGAUCACAAACAACCUGGACAGUGCACUCCGGUAUCUGCGAAGCGAGAAGAAACUACGAUCUUUAUGGAUAGACGCACUGUGCAUCAACCAAGCAAGUACUGAGGAGAAAGAUAUCCAAGUGAUGAAUAUGGGCAAGGUCUACAAGGCAGCGCGUAGUGUGAUAGCAUGGCUUGGCCCCAAAGAUGAUAAUAGCGACGAGGGAAUAAGACUGUUCAAGGACCUAGGAAGCAAUGUGGACGUAGACUGGAUCACAAAGUGCCCAAGCCUACGCUCUCGGAAAGGUAAACAAGCGCUUACUCGUAGAGAGGAGCGGGAGAGGUCACUGAUCCUUCAAAUGGUGGAAGGCGGUCCGAUUCCCUGGACGGCUGAGCAGUGUAGUUCAGCAUACCCCGUGCUUUCAAAGCCUUACUUUCGAAGAGCUUGGAUAUUACAAGAGGUCAAGCUUGCAAGGCGCGUUGUGUUCCAUUGUGGCUAUGCGAUGCUUCCUGAAAAUACCCUUUGGAAGGCUGCUAUCUUGUUGUGGAGAAGUGACGGGCCGCAGGCUACAAUAUGUGAUCCAGAGGAGUGGUCCAGAACCUUGAAGCCGCUUUGGCGUCUUGCAAUCAUCAAAACGGCGGCAAAUGACAUUUACAUGUCUAUUCUCACUGUCCCAUUCUCUCUUGGCCACCUCGAAUGUGGUAAUCCCCGCGACAAGAUAUACUCGUUCCUAGGUAUAAUGGACGCAUCAAGUCAAGAAUUGCAGAUCGUGCCCACUUACUCGGAAACAACUCAGAGCGUAUACAGGGGCGUUGCCCAACGCGUGUACACCAAGAUGUUGACUCUGGACUUGAUGCAGGACUGUGAGCUCGCACGAAUUAAAUUGGACAUCCCAUCCUGGGUACCGGAUUGGUCAACACCCGUAAAAGUGCACUGGAAUGUUAUCAAAUGGAGUGCCUGCGCAUGGAUUGCUACUCAACCAAGCUUCGACGAGUCGGGGUUGCGCUGCACCGUGUCUGGCAUAUCGAUAGGAAGCGUUGUAGAAGUGGGAGGGCUAGCUCCGGAUUCAUGGAGCUGGCGUGAUGUAUGUCUUAUGCUCCAGGCAUUGCGACCAGCUGUAGAGAGUCUGGAAAGUAAAUACAUCACAGGUGAAACUGUGCUAGAAGUAUAUUGUCGUAUCCUCGCAGGUGAUACUCUACUACACAGUGGAACAUCACCAGAGACGAUAUUGCCUGAAUUUGAGCAGGAUUUAGAGGCAUUACGAUUAGUGUGGUCCAAGGAUUUCAGUGAUGGUGGCGAGGAUCAGUGGUUUGACCUGCCUGAAACAUCGCAACUCUACUUCGAAACGGUAUACACCGCCCUCCAAGGCCGCCGGCUCUUCAAAACUCAAACCGGCCAUCUUGGGCUCUCAACUACUGGAACGCAAAUCGGCGACAUCCUCUGCGUCCUGUUGGGCGCUCAACGCCCCGUUAUCUUGCGCCCCGCCGCCGAUAACACGUACUUGGUCGUAGGCAGCUGCUACGCACACGGCUUAAUGAACGGAGAGGCCAUAUAUCACAAUAGCUACACAGCGGAACGGAAUCUGAGGAUUGUAGAACGGAAUGGCUUCCCAGAUCUGGUUGACUGCGGCGAUGGGAUGCGCUAUUCUAACGCUGGCGAGAUGCUCGAGAAGGCGGGAAUCAAAAUCAAAGGGAACCACCCCAGCCCAAGGGCGCGAGUCCCUCAUAUUUAUAUUGUUCCUCCAGACACUCUAAAGGCUGUUGGCGUACAAGUCAAGGACAUCAUUUUGGUGUGAGAAUGCUUGUGUGCCGCAGUUGGCAACUGUUAGGAUUAUGAAUAAAGCUAGGAGAUUUUAAGGACGCCUUAGCAAACCCCUUUGAAUGAUGCAAAGCAUUAAUAUACUUCUAGACUCGAUAACUUGCUACUUGGACUAUAAAAAAAGUUAUAUAUAUCAUAAACUAGAUAUAUAGUAAGAAUAAGUCUUAGUAUCAGGCCUUAGUACCGAGCCACUGAGCCAGCAAGCCAAGAAGAUAUCACGUCUCACACGAUCGUGAGUCCUCCCUCGGUAUAGUAUGAGAUGGGACUUAACACUUACCUUUAGUAUAGCUGAACUUAUUACUUGGUUUUAUAACAGAUGGGCAAAUACAGAAUGUACGCUUACAACUUAAACUUUAAAUGUAGUUUGUAAUACAAAAGUGUG
Messenger RNA from Boeremia exigua, 2488 nucleotides. RefSeq names its product heterokaryon incompatibility protein-domain-containing protein. The record is from RefSeq and is a predicted model, not a curated record. Bases 95 to 2083 code for a protein of 662 amino acids. Lineage: Eukaryota; Fungi; Ascomycota; Dothideomycetes; Pleosporales; Didymellaceae. The transcript has a single exon.